Messenger RNA from Cladophialophora immunda, 930 nucleotides. RefSeq lists its product as uncharacterized. The coding region runs from base 1 to 930 and encodes 309 amino acids. The record is from RefSeq and is a predicted model, not a curated record. Lineage: Eukaryota; Fungi; Ascomycota; Eurotiomycetes; Chaetothyriales; Herpotrichiellaceae. Gene Ontology annotation, cellular component: peroxisome. The transcript has 4 exons.
AUGUCGGGUCCCGGUGUUGGCUUCGAAUAUCCUCGAACAGACGUGUCGUGGUUGAAGAGAGAUGUCCUGCUCUUCGCCGUGAGCAUUGGCUGCACGGUCGAUGAGCUGCACUUCAUCUACGAACUCCAUCCCAAGUUUGCCGUGUUUCCCACGUACUCCAUCAUCCUCCCAUUCAAGAAAACCACGCAAGAAGUCAUCGACUUCUAUGCUUCUCAAGCCAGCAACCCAAUUCCCGGCGUCCCAAAACUGGACGCAAGGCGUGUCGUCGACGGCCAGCGCCUCAUCCAGUUCCUUAAGCCUCUGCCUCCCACAUCCGAGGGCCGAAAAUUCGAGCUGCGGUCCAAAGUUAUUGGAGUUUACGACAAAGGCAAGCCGGGCACAGUGGUCGAGACCGAGCAGACCAUUGUGGACAAAGAGAGCGGCGAGGUGUAUACUCGGGCGGUCGGCUCUGGCUUCUUUGUCGGCCAGGGAGGAUGGGGCGGCCCUAAAGGCCCUUCGACGGUCAACUAUCCACCACCAAAGGGCCGAGAGAACAGCCCCGAUGUGGUCAGCGAGAAACAGCUGACCCUGGAGAGCGCGCAUCUGUACAGACUCAAUGGCGACUAUAACCCACUGCACGCUACACCCGAACCCGGUCAGAAGAUGGGCUUCGGUGGCGCCAUCAUGCACGGCCUGUCGACCUGGAACUUUGCGGCGCACGCACUCUUGAAAGAACUGGGCGGAAGCGAUCCAGCCAACAUCAAGGAGUUCCAAGCUCGCUUCGCCGCGCCGGUGAAGCCCGGUCAGAAGCUUGUGACCAAGAUCUGGAGGACUGGCGACAUCAAGGACGGGUGGGAAGAGGUCCGAUUUGUCACUGAAGUCGAUGGCAAGGUGGUUUUGAGCAACGGCCGGGCGUUGAUGAAGUGCGUGGGGGGAAAGAGCAAGCUGUGA